This is a messenger RNA of Mollisia scopiformis, 1302 nucleotides long. RefSeq lists its product as uncharacterized. The transcript is spliced from 2 exons. The coding region runs from base 41 to 1210 and encodes 389 amino acids. The record is from RefSeq and is a predicted model, not a curated record. Lineage: Eukaryota; Fungi; Ascomycota; Leotiomycetes; Helotiales; Mollisiaceae.
ACCAAUUCUGAUUGACCUAAAGUCUAGUUCGUUGCCGAACAUGUUGAAUACUACAAGUGCCCACAAACUGUCAGAACCUCCUCAACCAUGGUGUUACAAUUGUGCCGACGAGUCCGAAGCCAAGAAAAAAUCAUGCAACUAUUACAGAACGAAGCUACUGAGGAAACCAUGUUCAAAUUGUGUAAAGAGUAAGUGGAACCAUUGUAUGGACACACCACAAGUUUUUGAGCAACGUACCAGAUCAAAGGCCAUAGAGCAGUCCAUAGCCGCUGGACUUAUGUCAAAAUCACCACCGAAGAAAGUACAGCCAUCGCCAGAGCACUCACCGUCGAAAGUUUUCAAGAAGAAGUCGAAGCCGAAGUUGAAGUCUUCAACGCCUCCGAAGUUCCCAAACCUCCUUGGCGCAUCAGGUCGAGAACACAGCAGAUCUCCGACUUCCCCAUUGAGUUUCGUUCGAGACACAGCAACUCAUACAUCCCCCCGAGCUCACGAGCAGGCUGGAUCCACCAGUGACUUGGAAGAUCUCCAUGGUCCAGAUACUAUCACUAUUUCCUGUCCAAGAUAUACUUCUCUACAAAAAGAAUCAACUCCUGCUAGACCUUCGUCGGUGAGAACAAGUCAAGAUUCUGGAUCGAUCUACAGUCCGACAUCGUCUCCAGAUUCACCGUCGGACGACCUACAACUCAAUGUCAAGAAUGACUUGCCACUUCGCAACAAGAACGAUUUACCACUCGACAAUGAAGAGGAGGACAACCCGACACUCAUCUACAAAGAUAACUGGCCUGAUGUCAGCCGUCAAGCCUUCUGUAGAUGGCUCAUAAUUUCGAAAUGGAAGCCGGAAGACUAUGAAUGCUAUUGGCCAGGACACUCCUCAGGAUUGGGUCUACUCAUGAAUCCAGAGACUCCAGUGGAGCAUAUGUUGCGGCACUUGGGUUAUUCUCAUACGGAACCUGGUCCCCUAACGCCUGCGCACAUUACCGGACAAGCUUGUAGAAGAUUCGAAGACGCUUUUGGCUCAGUGGAAUUGAUUUUCUGCCGUAUGCAGAUUCAACAACUUGUUACAGGAGAGUUCUGGAAAAAGGAAAGUGAGAGCAUUUGUUGCACGGAUAAGCAGGUACUCACGGAGACUCUAUUGGACAUACUUACGGAGGCGGCGAGUAGAAAAGCAUCGAGAUACUCAUCGUCAGGUCUUCCAGUAGCUGGACAUUGAGUGUCAAGCGGGUUGUAUUCCUGGAGUUGUUAAUUGGGUAAGAGUCAAGGUCAGAUGCUGCACACGCUUAGCGAACUCACUUUAAACUUGCU